AUGUCAGACUUUAAAGGAAAAGUGGUUGCUAUUACCGGGGCAGGGUCCGGCCAGGGUCGUGUCCUUGCGCAGUUGUUGGCCCAACGAGGAGCACUCGUCUCGCUGGCCGACGUCAACGAGGCAGGCCUCGCGGAGACUAUGCAAUCGCUGGAAAACUCAGAGUCUCACCUUUCCACCGUGGUCGACGUACGCAAAAGCGCCUCUGUAGAGUCCUGGAUCGCAAAGACUAUCGAAAAGUUUGGAAAGCUGGACGGAGCCGCAAACUGGGCCGGUGUCAUCAGGAUCAACCCCGUCGUGGAGGAGACGGAUGAGAACUGGAACUUUGUCAUGGACGUCAAUUCCACGGGCGUGUUUAAUUGUAUCCGUGCCCAGCUCCGCGUCAUGAAAGAUGGCGCAUCUAUCGUGUCGGCGGCAAGCACCGAGGGACAAAUUGGCUGGCCGACAUUUGCAGCCUAUUGCGCAAGCAAACAUGCCGUUAUUGGCUUGACCCGUAGUGCAGCUAAAGAACAUGUCGGAAUACGUAUUAAUUGCGUUGCUCCAGGCUGCACAGAUACUCCAAUGAUGGCGAAUGACACGGUCGAGAACUCGGACGAGAUUCGAGCCCAGGUCCAGAAACGCAAAGCGAAUCCCAUGGAGAUCAUGCGUGUCGCAGCAUUCUUGCUCUCUGACGAGGCAAGCUUCGUGACUGGAGCCGUCUAUAACGUGGACGGAGGAUGGGUUUGUUAG
This is a messenger RNA of Exophiala spinifera, 726 nucleotides long. RefSeq lists its product as uncharacterized. The transcript has 4 exons. Bases 1 to 726 code for a protein of 241 amino acids. Lineage: Eukaryota; Fungi; Ascomycota; Eurotiomycetes; Chaetothyriales; Herpotrichiellaceae. The record is from RefSeq and is a predicted model, not a curated record. Gene Ontology annotation, molecular function: oxidoreductase activity.